AUGCAAGCCACAGGCAGCGACGGCGAGGCUUCGUCCAAAGAAACCACCCCAAGCGUCUCUCAGGAGAACCAGAGCCAGCAUCAGCACCAACAUCAACAUCAGCCUGAUGGUACCAACUCCUUGUAUGCCAACAGCGAUGUCAAGCUCUGGCUCCAAUACACCGGCUUCUUCGACACCGAGCAGCGCCUCAAAGUCCUCGCCGUGUUCCGCAGACUCAAAGACCUCGACGAGCAGCGCCUCAAGCUUCUCGAGGAGGUUCGCACGUCUACAGAGUACUCUAGUUCUCUCGCUAUUGCUACGAUUCCGCAGAGCUUUUCCGCCUUCCAAGAUUUGUCGCCAACAUUCUCGAUGGCUAGUUCCAACGACGAUAAUACCCUGUCGGGCUCCCAAUCAACGGCUCCCGCAAGCUCAAAUGAAACUUAUAGCUUCGAGAUUUCUUCCAUCAAUAAAGGGGCUGGUUCAAAUUUCUGGCUCACGAUGUUUGAAAACAAGUUGCCGUCUCAUCAAAGUAGUACCCAAAAUGUCAAACCCUCCAUGAAAGCUACUACAUCCCCGGGUGAUCCCAACUCUGAGGUUCAAGGAGCACAAUCUCCGUCCUCGUUGGAUGGACCAUUUGAAACUGAAGCACAUCGUUUCAGCAAAAGUCAGGUCGUGAGAUCCUAUACUCCAUCCCAACUCUUGUCGUUGGCUCCCAAGCAAGAAUUAGCAGAAUCGCGCUACUUUUUAAUCAAGUCCUUCAACUUUGCAAACGUUGACAAAUCCCAGCGAGACGGAUUAUGGGUCACGAGUGCGUGCAACGGCGCCAUCUUCGCCAACGCCUUCAAGCACCACAAAAACGUCUUCCUCCUCUUCUCCGUCAACAAAUCCAAGGCCUUUCAAGGCUACGCUCGCAUGACCUCCCUCCCAUCAAGCACCAUCCCCCCUCCAAAAUGGAUGAGCAAAACCUCCUGGAGACACAGCGCCCCCUUCGGGGUCCAAUGGCUCAGCACCCACCGCACCGAGUUCUGGAAUUUCGGCAAGCUGAGGAACCCGCUCAACGACGGUAAACCCGUCUUUAUCGGCAGAGACGGCCAGGAGAUUCCCGAGACGUGCGGCCGUGAGAUGGUUUGCGUCUUGGACCAGGGAGCGGCAGAAAAGAGAGGACGUGGUAGCGUCACUUCGUGGAGAGUGCGGAGGGAUUAUGAUGAUGAUGGCAAGGACGAGGUGACAACUUGGCAUCAUGAUGAAGCUGACAAGGACGAGAUGCCAACUUGGAACCAUGAUGAUGAAUGGUCAGAGGCGGGGGAAGACAUCACCGCCAGCGAGGAGUCCGAGACGGUAGAUGACAUGCCACUGAUCAAAUAUUGA
Molecule: messenger RNA, 1347 nt
Organism: Trichoderma aggressivum f. europaeum
Lineage: Eukaryota; Fungi; Ascomycota; Sordariomycetes; Hypocreales; Hypocreaceae
Exons: 4
Coding region: 1-1347 (448 amino acids)
Biological process (GO): regulation of alternative mRNA splicing, via spliceosome; mRNA splicing, via spliceosome
Cellular component (GO): nucleoplasm
Molecular function (GO): N6-methyladenosine-containing RNA reader activity; mRNA binding
Source: RefSeq, a predicted model, not a curated record